Stegastes partitus (bicolor damselfish) is the source of this 2140-nucleotide messenger RNA. RefSeq names its product putative E3 ubiquitin-protein ligase UBR7. Bases 112 to 1242 code for a protein of 376 amino acids. The record is from RefSeq and is a predicted model, not a curated record. NCBI's taxonomy places the organism in Eukaryota, Metazoa, Chordata, Actinopteri, Pomacentridae. Gene Ontology annotation, molecular function: zinc ion binding; ubiquitin protein ligase activity. Gene Ontology annotation, cellular component: cytoplasm. The transcript has 12 exons.
UGAUUAGUUUUCCGAUUACACAGAGCUGAUUACUGAUUACUAAUAUUGAAGAGGCUAUCGAUUAGUUUUCAGCCGCAUCCGGUCAGGUCUCUGGUCAACUUGAAGAUAAACAUGUGUGAGGAGCACACAGUGUCUCUGGUUGAUGUUCUGGAGGAGGAUGAGGAGCUGGAGGAAGAGGCUUCAGCUGUGUUGGCAGGAAGUGACUCAGAUCAUUGCUCAUAUCCUCAGGGCUAUGUGAAGCGACAGGCUCUGUAUGCCUGUAACACCUGCACACCAAAAGGAGUAGAGGCAGCAGGAGUGUGUUUGGCCUGUUCAUACAAAUGUCAUGAAGGUCAUGACUUAUUUGAACUCUACACCAAAAGAAACUUUCGUUGUGACUGUGGAAACAGGAAGUUCAAAGAGCUGCAGUGUAAACUCCAUCCAGAGAAAGACGAGGUCAACAAUCUGAAUAAAUACAGUCAUAACUUCUUCGGAGUUUACUGCACCUGCAGCCGGCCUUAUCCAGACCCAGAUGACCAGGUGGAGGAUGAGAUGAUUCAAUGUGUGGUGUGUGAAGACUGGCUGCAUGGCAGGCAUCUGGGCUGUGUGGUACCAGACUGCGUGGAGUUGCAGGAGAUGAUCUGUGAGUCCUGUAUGAACAAAAACCCGUUUCUCUGGACUUAUGCUGCUCACCUUGCAGUGCCAGAUGCAGCAUUACAGGUUAAGGUGGAAACAGGACCGGAAGACUCAAAAACAAACAUUUCUAACAAAGAAAAGGAGGUUGAUGAUGUGAUAGAGCCCAGCUCUAAGCGUAGCCGUGCGGAGGAGGAGCCAAGCUGUACACUAAGGCAGCUACAGGCGAUUGGUCAGAAAAGAGUCCAAUCAGGCGCUGUGUUUUGGCCAUCAGCAUGGCGCUCCAAGCUUUGCUCCUGCAACACCUGCCAGAAGCGUCUAUCUGAGGCCGAUCUAUCCUUCCUGUUGGAUGAGUCAGACACUGUCCUCACCUACGAAAACAAAGGAAAAAACAAUGAACAGAGACAGCAAGGACACGACCCUCUGAUGUCAGCAUUGGACAACCUGAACAGAGUACAGCAGCUUGAGAUCAUCCAUGGAUACAACGACAUGAAAGCAGAACUGAAGGACUUUCUGCAGAGAUUUGCAGCUGAAGGAAAGGUUGUGACUUCUGAUGACAUCCGUCAGUUCUUUGAGCAACAAAGUCGCAAAAGACGCAGAGAUGACACCGGACAUUUUUACUGCACCUGAUCACCCCGACAUUGUACCUCCAGAAAUGCUCACCUCUGACUGUUUUCUUUUCUUUACUUGAUUGACAUCUAAUUAGCCAUUAAAAUACCAUUAACCUUUGCUUGGCCUCCUAACUGGAAAAUCCACUCUCGUUUUUUAUUCCUGCAAUGUUUUUUCUCAUUUCUUGUUGUUUGUUGAUUAUGCUGGCCAGCAUUUAAAAGUUUGGAGCUAUGAGAGAUCAAACAUCCUGUUUUGUCUGUGUUUCAGAGGUUACCAACGUUAAUUAAUGUUUUUUAGUGUCACCUUUGUGUUUCCUUUUUAAGAAAACGAAUAAAACAAUCAAAAUGUUAACAUGGCAUCUGAUUUCAGAAUCAGUCAGCAGCACGGAUUGAUUAGUGAACUGACUGCUGCUUGAGGAAGAAAAGCAAAAUGAAAAUGUGAUGGUUUCAGCUAAUAAUGGGGAGUCUUUCCUCGAAACCGUUGAGAUACUAUGAUCAUGCAUUGUUGUGAAAAGUAAAAAGACCUUUAUUUCAAAAAUAUGCAUUACUGUCAGCAGGCUGGUUCAACUAAGCUGGUUUCUGUCAUCGGACUUGUGUCAGAAUUCUAAAAUUCACUUGCAAAUGUUUACACAUACCUAUAUUCUGUAACCGCUGACUCAAAUUACAUGUUGAUGUUCCAAUUUGUUACUGACUUUGUUUUAUCAGUAAAAUUGAUUUUUGUAAUUGUAUAGAGAACUAAUUAUGUUUCCUCUUUAUAACCACGGUGGAAUGCCACAGAUUAAGUAAUUUUAUUAGUGCCACAUCUCCUGACAAAACAAAAGCAGCUGUGCUGACAUGAACAACAAAACUUUGAGGCGCAAAUGGUCUAAAUCAGUUGCAGAUGUCUCAGUCUCUCAAUAAACGAAAAACUGCUGGCAAAA